UGGCCACACCACGCAUAGCACUAAGCAUACGGUUGUUAUUUACUUCUAGUUCUACUUAAUCUGUGUUUUUACUGGAGAGAUUUUUUUUAUUAUUUAUGUUUAACGUUUCUGUUGAAUUGCUCUCGUUAAGUUUUUGUUGGGUGAUAAAAACCUUAAUUAUUUUUGCGGAAUCAUUAUUUAAAAGUUGUGUGUUUAUAAAAGUUUGUUAAAAGUGACUAUUAAUGUUUAGGAAUAGGUUAAAAUCCAUAAGGUUUAUUAAUACAAAAUAUAUACAUAUUUCUAAAAUGGCUAAGAGUUCUUUUGAGUAUGUAAAAAGCUAUGAACUUGACGAUACACUGUUACCAAACACUUGGAUUGUCGUAAGAAUUGAUGGUAAAUGUUUUCACAAAUUUUCCGAACAUCACAAUUUUACUAAACCUAAUGAUUUAAGAGCAUUGAAAUUAAUGAAUUAUGCUGCUUAUCAGGUGAUGAAAGAUACCCAUGAUAUUUGUGUUGCUUUUGGACAAAGUGAUGAAUAUUCAUUUAUAUUUAAUAAGAAUACUGCAUUUUAUAAAAGAAGGGGGGCAAAGCUGCUUACAACAAUCAACAGUAAAUUCUCUUCUUCUUAUGUUUUUUACUGGAGAAAAUUUUUUGGAGAUGAAAUCCUGCAAUAUCCUCCAUCUUUUGAUGGUAGAAUUGUAUUGUACCCAUCAGCAGAAAAUGUGAUUGACUACCUUAAAUGGAGACAGGCUGAUGUCCAUAUAAAUAAUCUGUAUAAUACUGCAUUUUGGGCACUUGUACUACAAGGAAAACUUAGUCCAGCCCAAGCUGAAAAGCGAUUAUGUGGAACAGUGUCAGCAGAUAAAAAUGAAAUUCUAUUCAAAGAGUUUAAUAUAAACUACAACAAAGAACAGGAAAUUUUUAAAAGAGGUACAAUAUUAUUAAAGCUUCAGGUGCAGUCAGAUAUAAUAAAAAAAAAAGUAACAGCUAUUACUGACAUUCAUGAAGAUAUGUUGAAAGAAAAUUUUUGGCUUAAAUAUGAAAACUUACUGGAACCAAAAUCAAAAAAAGUUGUACAUUAUAAUGGCCCUAUUACAGAUAUUCUAACUGAACAAAUAUUAAAUAGAGAUAAAUCAAAACCAUGUAAUUCAAUAAAGAUUUCAUGAAGUAUAA
This is a messenger RNA of Pieris napi, 1152 nucleotides long. It is a transcript of the gene THG, whose product is annotated as probable tRNA(His) guanylyltransferase. NCBI's taxonomy places the organism in Eukaryota, Metazoa, Arthropoda, Insecta, Lepidoptera, Pieridae. Gene Ontology annotation, biological process: tRNA modification. Bases 222 to 1145 code for a protein of 307 amino acids. Gene Ontology annotation, molecular function: magnesium ion binding; tRNA guanylyltransferase activity. The record is from RefSeq and is a predicted model, not a curated record. The transcript has a single exon.